AUGGCGGCCGCCAGGCCGGCCGUCACGCCGCCCGUCACGCCGCUGGGGCCACGGAGCCGGGGCUCCACGGCCGCCACGGCGCCAAGCCCCACGCGCCUCUCCCGGCUGCAGGAGAAAGAGGAGUUGCGGCAGCUGAACGACCGCCUGGCCGUCUACAUCGAUAAGGUGCGGAGCCUGGAGACGGAGAACAGCGCCCUGCAGCUGCAGUUCACGGAGCGGGAGGAGGUGCGCGGCCGCGAGGUCACCGGCCUGAAGGCGGUCUACGAGGCCGAGCUGGCCGACGCCCGCCGGGCGCUGGACGAUACAGCGCGGGAGCGGGCCAAGCUGCAGAUCGAGCUGGGCAAGAUCCGCGCCGAACACGAGCAGCUGCUGGACAGCUAUGCAAAAAAGGAAUCUGAUCUUAAUGGAGCCCAAGUCAAACUUCGAGAGUUUGAAGCAGCCCUGAAUUCUAAAGAAGCUGCGCUGGCGACAGCCCUUGGUGAUAAGAAAAGUCUGGAGGGAGAAAUUGAGGAUUUAAAAGAUCAAAUUUUACAGCUUGAAGUUUCUUUAGCUGCUGCCAAGGAACAGCUUGCAAAUGAAACAUUACUGAAGGUGAAUCUUGAAAACCGUUGUCAGAGUCUCACUGAGGACUUGGAAUUCCGUAAAAAUAUGUAUGAGGAGGAAAUCAAUGAAACAAGAAGGAAACAUGAAACUCGCUUAGUUGAGGUUGAUUCUGGGCGUCAGAUUGAAUAUGAACAUAAAUUGGCCCAAGCCCUUUGUGAAAUAAGAGAGCAGCAUGAUGCACAAGUGAAGCUGUACAAAGAAGAGCUUGAACAGACUUACCAUACCAAACUUGAGAAUGCUAGACUGUCCUCUGAGGUGAGCAAUUCUGCAGCCAACUCAGUAAGAGAAGAACUGAAUGAAAGUCGCAUACGAAUUGAUAAUCUGUCUUCCCAUCUCGCCAUCCUUCAGAAAGAGUCCAGAGCAUGGCAAGAUAAAGUGCAAGAGCUUGAGGACAGCUUGGCCAAGGAACGGGAAAACUGUCGCAAAAUACUGUCCGAGAAAGAGAAGGAAGUGGCAGAGAUGAGAAGUCGGAUGCAGGAGCAGCUGAGUGACUAUGAACAACUUCUGGAUGUUAAACUGGCACUUGAUAUGGAAAUCAAUGCAUACCGGAAAUUGCUGGAGGGUGAAGAGGAGAGGAUGAAACUUUCUUCAAGUCCAUCUUCCCGAGUGACAGUUUCACGGGCUUCAUCGAGCCAUAGUGUGCGUACAACCAGAGGGAAGAGGAAGAGGAUUGAUGUGGAGGAAUCUGAAGCCAGCAGUAGUGUUAGCAUUUCCCACUCAGCUUCUGCCACUGGAAAUGUCUCUAUUGAGGAGAUAGACGUUGACGGAAAAUUCAUCCGCUUGAAGAACACCUCUGAACAGGAUCAACCUAUGGGAGGUUGGGAGAUGAUCCGAAAAAUCGGAGACACUUCUGCUAGUUACAGAUAUACCUCAAGAUAUAUACUAAAGGCAGGCCAAACUGUUACAAUCUGGGCUGCAAAUGCUGGAGUAACUGCUAGCCCUCCCACUGACCUCAUCUGGAAGAACCAGCAUUCUUGGGGCACUGGUGAAGAUGUGAAAGUUGUACUGAAAAAUUCUCAGGGAGAGGAGGUGGCUCAGAGAAGCACUGUCUUUAAAACAACAAUACGUGAAGGGGAAGAGGAGGAAGUUGAGGAAGAAGCAGCUGAAGUUCUGGAGGGAGAAGACCUUUACCACCAGCAGGCAGACCCCAAGACAUCUACGAGAAGCUGUGUGGUGAUGUAAACGUUGAGUCAGCCAAGUUCCUCAAAUAAUGGUAAUCCUUGCCUACAGUACAGAGUCUUCUCAGAAGCACAACAUAUUUUUGUAUUUUCUGUAUGUGAGUUUUUAAGCUGCAAGUCUGAUUGAUGGCCUUAAUUUCCUUUGCCACUGAAAAGGAAGUUUUGUAAAAGAAGUUACGUGUAACUUUCUCGCAGAAUGCGAAUUGUUGACUCUGAACAAUGUACUGUUUGAAAAAUGAUGUCCCUGUCCCCCAGGUUUGUAUGCCAGUCUUGUCUUUUUUUUUAAUUGAAGCCUUGCUGGAAUAGAAAUAUUCCACUGUGUUUUGGGGAUCGAUUUUCUUAGAUUACACCACUUUAGACUAGCCAGUUGCUGUUGACCUCUUUAUAUUUAGGUGCUGUUGGGAAAAGGGAAGGCAUUUUCGAUACUAUGAACUCUUUUAUACUGGAGACUUUUUUUCCUAUGGCGCAAUCAAGGCUAUAAAACUUUUUUUUUAUAGAAAAGAACAGCUUUGUUUGGAAAAAAAAAAAAAAAAACCAAAAAAAAAAACAAACCAGCAAAAAAACCCAGAAAACAGCAAAACCAAAUCAAAACAAAAAAAACACCCACAAAAACCGUAGCCCAGCUGAUCAUGUAAGCACUCAGAGGAUGAAGGAUGCAGUAAAACUCCUUAUUGGUACUCUUUUCCUUUAUUUAGAUUUCUUACUCUGGAGGAGGAUUCAUGUUGAACAUGUUAGUUGUGUUGUUAAGAUAGUGUAACCAGCUUAAAUUUUCUUAUGUGACUUUUUUUAACAAUAGACCGCUGUUUUAAUGUGGGUUGUCUUGCUUGUUUACAAUUUGUAGGAACAAAACUAAGUCUUUUAGGGGUCUAGUCUACAUUUUUAUGGAAAACAAUUGUAAUUUUGUCAAUGUUGAAAGUUUUUCUGUCCUCUCUGCAUUGAUCUAAUGUCUG
Messenger RNA from Gavia stellata (red-throated loon), 2731 nucleotides. It is a transcript of the gene LMNB1, whose product is annotated as lamin B1. The record is from RefSeq and is a predicted model, not a curated record. Lineage: Eukaryota; Metazoa; Chordata; Aves; Gaviiformes; Gaviidae. Bases 1 to 1785 code for a protein of 594 amino acids. The transcript is spliced from 11 exons.